Messenger RNA from Pleuronectes platessa (European plaice), 5717 nucleotides. It is a transcript of the gene thada, whose product is annotated as THADA armadillo repeat containing. Gene Ontology annotation, biological process: tRNA methylation. NCBI's taxonomy places the organism in Eukaryota, Metazoa, Chordata, Actinopteri, Pleuronectiformes, Pleuronectidae. Gene Ontology annotation, cellular component: cytosol. The record is from RefSeq and is a predicted model, not a curated record.
CUUGACACUGGUUACAGUCACCAGCUGAGGCAAACAGACUGCAACUACACCACAUGUUCAUCUGAGAGUCAUGGUGGUGAAGAAGAAGACAGCCAGAGUGGAGGCUGUGGUGCUGGAGGAGGAGAGCCUGCACAAGCUGAUAGCAUCCCUUUCUGUGGACGGUGGAGAAGAUGGCAUCAGGCAGGUUGCCCAGACCCUGCAGUCCUGUUUGGAGCUGACAGAGCCAGUGCAGCAGAUCCAGCUGAUAAAAAAGGCAGGGUUCCAGUUGGAGGCCCUGAGCGAUGAGCAGCCAGACGAUGCUCUUCUGGAGGCCUGUCUACACACCCUGGCGCUGGUCUUCACUUCCCUGCUGGCCAAGAACCCCCUACGACGAGCCAUCGCCAGUGCUUUGGGUUCAGUACCAGCGUGGUUACAGGAGCGGACUGUAGACUGUUUGUGCUCCUGCUUGUCUGACUGUCUGUCCAACUCAGGCUCAGACAAAUAUCCAAACAAUGUGGACACUAUCACUGCCUGUUUGGAUGGCUUUCCUCUUGGUGAGAGAUGCAUUAACAAACUGCUGUCUGAAGUUUUGCAGUUUCUUCACAAGGGACUGAGUCAAUACCUUCAUCAGAACAGGGGUCUAGCAGGCCGCCACAUUGCCCAGGCUCAGCUGAUGUACUCCUGUCUGGCUGCAGUGAAGUCCUCCAUGCUGGUAGUCCAGAGAUCACAGGAGACAAUCAGUGAAGCCCUGCAGGCUGAACAGGGUCACUGCAAUUUGGAGGACACACUGAGCAGCCUCCUGAGCUGCUACAUACACAUCCUCACUGACGAGGAGUUCAUCCAGUCAGUCCAGAGCACAGCCGGCAUGGCUGUAGUGUUGAUGAUCAGGUCCAUCAUGGGCUCUGGGGAUGAAGUUGCUUCUGUGGUGUGCAGUUUGCUGCAUGGCUCUGCCCAGGGCUUAGACCCGGCCCCUCAGUGGCUCAAAGAGAGGUGUGUCAGUCUGUGCACUAGUGGUCGCCCGCCAGGUGUCUCUCUCUAUCUGUGUCAUGGGGUUCUGGCUAUGUUGAGCUGGAAGGGUGCUCUGCCAGGACCACAGUGGGAACAACUGCUGCUGUUGGUCCCAAACACGCUGCUGGAUCUGGAUGUCAGUGUGAAGGAGUCCAGUACAGCAAUGGUGGUGGCUCGGGUGCUGACCCUGUGGAGUGGCACCGCUCUGGACUGCCUGCAGGGAGUGACGCAGCCCUGCCCUCCUCACCUCCAGCAGUCCCUCAGCGGAAGCUCCGAGCUGCAGCAACACCUCCUGGAGCACAUCUACUCCCACUGGGAGCACCCACUAGAUGGAGUGCGCCACCAAACCCGAUCGCUGUUCCGCAACCUCCUCCUUCUCCAUCAACUUACCAACCCCUCCACUUUCGACCCUACCAAGGACUCUUACAUCACAGAGCUCACCCAAAGCCUGCUGGGACUGGAGUGGCACAUGAGGGGGAAGUACGGCUCCUUGGGCUGCCUGGUGGAGCUCUAUGGAGCUGGGCACUUGCUCAACAUCCAGCCCCAACUGCCGACAUGUCUCCUGGGUUUGAUGGGUGAUCAGACCAUGGCUCCUUACGCCAGCGACCUGCUGGAGAGGCUGUUUGUUAGUCACAAAGCUCAGCUGGCAACUGAGGCUGUUGCAGCAGGAACGACAGAGGACUGGAUGGAGCCUUGGCACGGCACAUGGGUGACCCCGCUGCUUCAGGUGCUUUGCCGUGCCCGACUGGACCAAACCACUUACAUCCUGGACUACUUCCUGCCCAAGCUGCUUCGCUGCAGCCCCUCCAGCCUGGCUCACAUGGUGAAGGCCCUGCAGGACACACCGCCCUGCAGCACCGGUGCCUCAGGCAGCAGGGGUCCACUCGGUGCUCUGAUGACGUGCCUGCGGGCAGCGAGGGCCCAGGGUGUUGUUCCAUCCUCAGAAGAGGGUCUGUGGGGAGGACUGGUGCCCAUCUCCCUCCUCCAGCAAGCCCUCGUACACAAACAUGAUCAAGUGAGGAUGGACGCUUUAGGUUUGGUGUGUGAGACCCUCCGCAGCACUGAAGCUCUGACCUUGCAGGAAAUGGACCUGACUCGCUACUUCCUCCUGCCCAAUCUCAACAGUCAGUCCCCAGGCGUUAGACAGCACAUAAUCAGUCUGCUGAAGAAGUUACUGUGUCGAGCGAAGGACAGCACUCAGCUGCUGCAGAAGAGACUGAGUCAGGAGAGAGACCCGGAGAAGAGAGACAGACAACAACACACAAUACAGCUGAACAAGGAGUUCCUGCACUGGCUGUGUGUGCAGCUGCUGGAGGUUCUGGUUCCCGGAGCGUCCUUUUCUAAAUGCCUCAUGUCCCUCCACCUGCUCUGUCUCCUGGGACAGUUCUUCACCUUCAGCACGGGGCCUGAUGUGUUCGCCCUGGGCGAGGUUGUGACCUCUGCACAUGCUCAGAAUGUCCUCUACUGCGUUGCCAGCAACUUCUUGGAAGUCAAACAGCUGGCCACGACACUGCUGUCGCAAUUCCCUCCAUCAGUUGUGGGGCUACAGGCGCCAGAGAGAAUGCGUUGUGUCCUUCAGGCCGCUCUGGAGCUCAGUACAAGCACCAAGCCUUUUGACAGCGUUUCAGCAGCCCACCUCCUCACCCUGCUGCUGCACCAGCCGCACCUGAGCCAGGCUCUGCUGCACUGUGCCCAGCAGCAGGGCCUCGAUUUCCAGCCUCCCUCCCUCCGGCCCCAGGAUUCAGUGGACCUCCUUCUGGAGAUCAACACUCGGGCUGUGGUUCAGUUCUUGUUGUGUUGCCUGCAGUCAGAGGUGGUGAAGGCCGAGUCGUCUCUCUUACAAGCAGCUGCUUCUUAUCCUCUCUAUGGAAGAGCUCACUGCAUCACGGCUGUACUACAGCAUCUAAACACCGAGGGUUUGAGACAGCCGGAGCAGUGGAGAUGUCUGAUGUCAGAGCUGAUUGCCGUGUGCUACAGGAUGUCUGAUGUGGUUUCCCCCGUGGUCCAGAGCUCCUCCCCAGAGGGACUCAUCCCCAUGGAUACUGACUCCGAGACUUCAGCAGGUCUGCAGAAGAUCCUGCAGGAGAUCCAGCCCAGGGACACCAAUGACUUCUUCGACAGUGCCAGAGAGUUGGACGCACACCAGGGAGACGAUCACACACACAGUCAAACUUCACGCACACCAUCACUGAACACUGGUGGUGAAGGCUACAGGGUGACAGCCCAGAUGGUGCUGGUAUGUUGCUGGCGGAGCAUGAAGGAAGUGGCCAUGCUGCUCGGCCAGCUGUGUCAGAGCCUGCCUCUGCUCUACACCAAUGAGGAGCAGCAAAGACAUCCAGGGCUCAUCACAGAGGAACAGGUGGAGGGGGUCGGCCUGUACUUCCGUCAGCAGCUCCUGCAGUCCCGUCACCGUGGCGCCUUUGAACUGGCCUACGUGGGCUUUGUGCGCCUCACCGACAUGCUUUGCAGGAGUGGAAGUCGGGGCCUGCAGCAGCUUCCGGCCCACUGGCUGUCUGAGGUUCUGCAGCAGGUCAAAUCCAGCGACUCAACAUCCAAGCUGUGUGCCACUCGACGCAGCGCAGGAAUACCCUUCUACAUCCAGGCUCUGCUCUCCUCUGAGCCCAAGUUAUCCAGUUGCAGUCUGCUGAAGAUGACCAUGAGAGAACUGAUCAGCCUGGCCAUGCCGUCCGCGGACAGGAACAACGAAAGCUCCUCUGUUCCUCAGGUCCAUGCUCUGAACAUCCUCAGAGCUCUGUACAGGGACACUCGUCUGGGGGAGAACAUCCUCCCCUUCGUCUCAGAUGGGAUGCAGGCCGCUGUGCUGGGCUUCACCUCUCCUGUCUGGGCAGUGAGGAACUCCUCCACUCUCCUCUUCAGCACUCUGAUCACAAGGAUCUUUGGAGUGAAGAAAGGGAAGGACGAGCACUCGAAAAAGAACAGGAUGACAGGCCGGGAGUUCUUCACUCGUUUUCCAGCCCUCUAUCCGUUCCUCCUGAACCAGCUGGAGGAGGCUGCAUCGACAGUGGAAAGUGACAGUGGUCAGGUGAAGCUACACCCCAGUCUGUUCCUGCUGCUGCUGGUGCUCAGUCGCCUCUACCCCUCUCCCAUGGAUGGAUCUUCAUCACCUCUGGGACUUGCCCCUUUCAUGCCCUUCAUCAUUAGAUGCGGUCACUCUGCAGUGUAUCGGACCAGAGAAAUGGCAGCACGGGCCCUCGUCCCCUUCGUGCUGGUCACCCAGGUCCCGUCUACAGUUCACGCUUUACUGCAGAAGCUUCCUCCAGAGCCAGGACCCAGAAUCCAACACAACCACAUCCACGGGACUCUGCUGCAGGUGCUGUUUCUCCUGCGCUCCUACCAGACUGACUCACACAGACCCCUGCCAGCAGGAAAUGGCAUCGGCGAAUCUCUCAGUCAGCGCAUGUGGCUUGCCUCUCGACAGAAUAGCUGUGUGGUGACCAGAGGAGCCUUUCUGGACGUGUUAGUGGGCCUGUGUGGGCCGAAGGUCAGUCUCCUGGAAGGUCCUUCAGGUGCUGUGUGUGUUUAGCUCCAGUGGUGAACUCCUGUGGCGGGAUGGUGCUCAGACUUUGUCCCAGGAAGAGGUUCUUCUGCACCUCCUCACUCUGGCUCAAAACUCUGUUCACAGUGUGGAGCUCCAAUGCGCUGCCCUGACCCUGAUGUCUCAACUGGUGAACUCUGACCCAAAGGUUGCAAGUGCAAUGUUUUGUUUUGCUCAGUGGGGGGCGCUGGUGUGCUCAUGCUGCAGCGAAGAGCAGCCGGCGGAGGUGAAGCUGAUGGCCGCCAAGGUGUUGGUCAACUCUACAGAAGCUCUGUUGACCAAUCCUCAUCUGCCACUGGGUCUGUUCACUACAGUUUCUCUGUGGAGGAGUCUGUUCACAUUGCUGCAGGAUGAAGACCACGAAGUCCGAGAUUCAGCCUCUGAUUUCAUAGCUAAUGUACCAGCCCCUCUGCUCAGUAAAGAUAUGGCCGGUGUGUCAGUGUGUCCUCCUGUAGCUCUGGACCGGGGCGUGGGGCUCCUGUGUCGGCUGUUUGAGCUGUGGGAGCAGGUUCCCGCUGGUGUCCUCGCACUGACCGAGUGGCUGCUGGGAGACAAAGACGACAAUGACGAGGCAGUUGCAGACGAUGCUUCCUCUUUGGAUGAGGAGGACUUCCUGUUUGAGAAGGGGGAUCUGAACCUGUGGGCCGAGCCUGUCCAGUGGGUGAAGCUGCUUCACAGACACCUCACCUCCCUCAUCCCGACCUUAAAGCAGAGCCAGCACCCAGGAGCAGUAAUCCUGGAUCAAGCCCGGCUCCACACUCUAUCCGCCCAGGCCCAGACCAAGGCCCUCAGCUCCCAGCAGGCCCUGGACUCCCUCCCUGCCCUGCCCCAGUUCUCCUGCACUGCGGAGCAUGCCCGGCUGAGCCUGUGGCACCAGAGGGCCACACUGGCUCUGGAUGUGCUGGAGAGGCUGAAGUAGAGAAAUGAGCAUGGUGCAUCUCUAAUAUCACCAAUUUUUCAAGGGAAUUGUCUGUAUGUCAGAAUUCCUUAUAUUUCCAAAAAAGGACAGUUUUCAGAUAAAUUAACACAAAACCACAGACCGGCUUUGUGGUCUUUUUUUUACUCUGUACUUGUCUCUUACUUUUUCCUACGAAUUUUGCCUUCAAUGUUUAUCAGAUUUCAUUGUUAUGGUGACUAUUGCUUGAUGUCUCUUAAAUAAAUAUGUCACAAAAUA